AUGAUUGGCUCCCUCCUGCGUACCCCUAAACUCAUGGCGCUCCCCGCGCGAGGCCCCGCACACGUGCGUCGUCUCAACCUGCACGAGUUCCAGUCGCUGGAGAUCAUGAAGGGCUUUGGUGUCGCCACGCCGCAGGGCAUCCCCGCCGACACUCCGGCUGAGGCCAAAGCCGCGUUUACCGCGAUCCGUGGCGACCGUGACGGUGUGGACGUGGUGAUCAAGGCACAGGCUCUCACCGGCGGCCGUGGCCUCGGUACGUUCAAGAACGGCUUCAAAGGCGGUGUGCACAUGUGCACCAAGCCUGAACAAGCCGAGGACCUUGCCAAGAAGAUGCUGGGCGAGACGCUCGUGACGAAACAGACGGGCGAAAAAGGCAUUGAGGUGGCCAAGGUUUUCCUCAUGGAGCGCGUGUGGAUGCGUCGGGAAAUGUACUUUUCCAUCCUCAUGGACCGCGCGGCGCAGGGGCCAGUGAUGGUCGCGUCGCCUGCGGGUGGGACUUCUAUUGAAGACGUAACCGAAGCCACGCCGGAGUUGAUUUUCAAGGAGAACAUUGAUAUCUCCACGGGUCCUACGGACGCUCAGGUAUCGCGUCUGGCCAAGGCGUUGGGAGGGGAAGGCGACGUCCUGAAGAAGCUCGAGACGCAGAUUCGAAACCUGUACAACAUGUUUAUUGGCGUGGACGCUACGCUAGUGGAGAUCAACCCGCUGGCCGAAACCCGCGAAGGCGAGAUCUUUGCGUGCGAUGCCAAGCUCAACUAUGAUGACAAUGCUGCUUUCCGCCACUCGGAGAUUUUUGCCAAGCAUGACAAGACACAGGAAGAUGCGCGUGAGGUGGAGGCUAGUGCCUACGACCUCAACUACAUCGGCCUGGACGGAAACAUUGGGUGCCUCGUGAACGGCGCAGGUUUGGCCAUGGCUACGAUGGACAUCAUCUCGCUGUAUGGCGGUUCGCCUGCCAACUUCCUCGAUGUGGGUGGAGGUGCCUCGGAGGAGCAGGUGAAAAAGGCGUUUGAGAUCCUGGACAGCGACGACCAGGUCAAGUCGAUCCUGGUGAACAUUUUUGGUGGCAUCAUGCGCUGCGACGUGAUCGCUGCCGGGAUUGUGGCUGCUAUCAAGGAUCUGGGGCUGAAGAAGCCGGUCAUUAUCCGUCUGCAAGGAACCAACGUGGAACCUGCGCGCAAGAUCAUUGCUGAUUCGGGCAUCAAGAUGAUUGUGGCUGACGACCUGGAGGAUGCGGCCGAGAAGGCUGUCAAGAUCGCCGACAUUGUCGGACAGGCGGAGAAGGUCAAGAUUGGCGUGGAGUUUGCGGCGUAG
Peronospora matthiolae is the source of this 1314-nucleotide messenger RNA. Lineage: Eukaryota; Oomycota; Peronosporomycetes; Peronosporales; Peronosporaceae. The record is from the annotation of a GenBank genome assembly.